Messenger RNA from Cheilinus undulatus (humphead wrasse), 3288 nucleotides. RefSeq names its product centrosome and spindle pole-associated protein 1. NCBI's taxonomy places the organism in Eukaryota, Metazoa, Chordata, Actinopteri, Labriformes, Labridae. The transcript has 28 exons. Bases 1 to 3288 code for a protein of 1095 amino acids. Gene Ontology annotation, cellular component: centrosome; microtubule; spindle pole. The record is from RefSeq and is a predicted model, not a curated record. Gene Ontology annotation, biological process: positive regulation of cytokinesis.
AUGAAACUCCAACCAGGUCAUGGCUUAAGUUUGCAGCUUGGAACUGAUUAUGCAAGGAGGAAAAUGAAACUACAGCAGGAGCUUCAACAGGACUAUAGACAACAUGUUGCAAAGAAAAAUGACCUGAAAACUAAUGAGUGCCAUCCAGAACCCCAGGGUCUGUCCUUACCUAUAUAUGAUAAGACAUCAGUGCAGCAAAAACUACGAGAGGAGAGGAGUAAAGAAUACAACCUCUUCCUUGAGAAACAAGUUCAAAAGCAACGGUCAAGAAGAGGGGGGCCUCCUGUCACCACAGAGCCUGGACAUAUGCAGUCUUCAGAUGCUGUGCACGUUCCCCCUCCAGUUUCUCUCCCUCUGUUCAGCAACACACAAACAAAUGAUCACCAUCCUCCUUGGGAGCACCCUGCAUCCAGGCGUGAUGCAGCCACUCUGACUGAGGCGGUGGAUGAUGGAAAAAGGGCAGAGACUUGGGUUCCAGGCCAUCGGGGACGAAGACGUUGGCGAGUAAUUAGACCAAAGGAGUCAUAUAGCUCUGAGGAGGAGAUGAGCACUGACAGAGAGGAGGAUCUGGGGUUAAGACACAGGCAGAGGCAUAGCAGAACUACUCCAGAGCCUGUUUACAGAGAGGAGAGGAGGAUCAGAGAGCACAUAGAUAACAGAGCGCCCCUGCACAAAACAGAGGUGGAGACUCCUGGUGGUUAUGAUGAGAACAACAACAACUUGUAUGGGAAACCAGAUCUGCAGAUGCCAGACAGAAUGAGGACGGCUGCAAGAUCAAAACCUCUAACCAGACAGGAAAGAGCAGAGUUUGCUACAGGACUUAUGAUUGGAGCAACAGAGGAACAGACAGCCUCUCAGCAGAGGAAAGAACAAUACAAGCAAGAGCUACUGAAACAGAUUGCAGAACAGCAGAAGAACAAGCUCAUGGAGAAAAAACUUGAGCUGAGGGUGACUGCUACUGGAGCCACAGACCCUAAGAAAGAGUUUGGGUCUGAGAAUCCAGGUUACAACAGACUGAAAGAGAAUAUCUCCACAAAACCUGGAAUAGAUCAGGAGAUCAUAAAAAAGGAUCAGAAUCCAAGCCCUAAUGAAAUGGCUGAUGUGGACUACAGCACAGGUCUCAGUCAGCUGAGAGGGAUGCCUAUGCCUGGGUCAGGCACCGGGGUAGGACAUGUCCCAUUAUUAGACUAUUUCAAUGAAGACUACCACAGGGACUUCUCAAACAUGAUGGGAGAUGUGGCCAUACAGAGGGUUCUUGCUGGUCCUCCUCCUGCCCCUCCCAUUGUUGGUAACCAUUACAACUCUCCUUAUGAUGCAGCCUAUUACUACUAUGGAACCAGGAACCCACUGGACCCUUAUCUUCCUCACUAUCAGAACAGUGCAUCUUGGAGGGAACACCAUUCAGGAAAUUUCCAAAGUCCUCCUCUAAGACCACCUCCUGUCAGACCGAGUGGCCGGAAUGAAGCCCCUGAUCAGCAGAGAAUGUCUCCGCUGAAUAUAGGAGAAGUUUUAGCGGAGAAGUCUAAGCAGGCGAGUCCACUGACUUACCAAGAAGCACUCAGACAGCAGAUUAAAGAUAGAGAGGAGCAGAGAAGACAAGAAAAAGAAGAGAAAGAGCGUGAAAAUGCCAAAAUAGAGGCGUACAACCCUUGGGGGAGAAGUGGAGGAGGUGCCCCAAUCAAAGACCAAAAUGGCAACCUAGUUAGCAAUCUGACCGAAAUGCACAGGAUCCUCGAGGAGUCAUAUAGGAAUCCAGUGCCCAGGAAUAGUAGACAGACUCAGAGCUUUUUGAUGAGUGAUGCACUCUCUCCUAGAGGUAAAGACAAAGCUCCUCAUCCUCAUCAACUGGCAGGUAGAGAUCUUUACAGAGAAGAGCUGAAAAAUCAGAUAGAGGAGAAGAGGCGAAAACAGGAGGAAGAGAGGGAACGAAUGAGACUUCAGGAGGAGAAAGAAGAAAAGAGACUGGAGUACCAGCGGGCUUGCAUGAAGCGGGAAUAUGAGGAGGACCAGAGGAGGCAAAACAAAGUGGAGAAUAGGCCAGAAAACCACAGCUGGACACAUGAACCUAAAACACGAAACAGGAGGGAGGACGAGUUGAGGCAGGAACAAAAGAUUGAAAAGAUUGAGAAGAAGAUACCUGAGAGCAACAAGGACAGGGAAGAGGACCGGGCAGUGCCAAGUUAUGAGAGAGAGCCAUCUCCUCCUGUCCCAGCAUUGCUGAAGAAGCUGUCAGAUCCUGUGGCAUCUAGACCUUCCUCAGUUACCAGUCAACUCUCCUCGAGAACUGACCACUUUGUGUCAGCACCAAGCUACCAAGAAGUCCCUGCAGAAGCACCUCAGCUACAAGACGUUCAGCAGGAGGUGUUUAGAGAGCUGUCAGUCCUCCGCAGGCAUCUGAGGAAAGAGCUGAGACAGGUGGAGCAUCAGAUGGCCCAGACAAAUUCAGAGAACAGUAACUACACUUUCUCCAGCAGGUCCAGAGGACAACCUAGAGUGGCUGCAUUUGAAAUGCCACACAAGCAAGAUGUUCAGCCAUCAACACAGAGUCUUUAUUCUGGUGCUGCACAAGUAAAUAUGCAAAAUAUCAGAGAGUUCAACCAGCUUAAAUACAGAGACACAGCAUCUCGAGAAGAGGUCCGUCACAUGUACCCUGACCCUCCCACUGACGCACAAAGCCUUGACAUCCAACAGCAGGCACUUAUUCGGGAACAACAACGCAAAAUCUGGCUUAUGAAAAGAGAGGAAGAGCAAGACUUUUUGGACAAGGAACUGAACCUCUAUGAUCCUAGGAACAAGCAUCGAUACUUGGACCGUGGAGACUCUGUAUUACCAUCUCAGAGCACUUUUAUUGAUGUUUACAGCGAGGAUGCUGGUGAGGAGCAGGUCCAUCAGCAGAGACAACUUCAGCCGUCAGCAGACAACAGAGAGAGGAUGGCAACACAGAGGAGACGUGACUAUGAUAAGGUUGCAGAGUCCAGGGAUCAGAGGGAUCGUCAGUCUGUACUGAAGCUAGAAUCUGAAGUCAGAGCCCACCACCACCAGCCCCAUGUCCAGAGAGAAGAUACUCACACAGGAGAUCACACAGCCAGAUCAGAGGGGCUGUCUGCAGAUGGAACAGAUGCCUUAUCUCUUCGCUCUGCCCUGGAGAGGCGUGUGUCCGUGGACACUGUUGCCACAGAGCCCUGGCUGCGACCUGGCACCUCAGAUGCUGUGAAACAGUCCGGCUGCAGGGAGAGGCCAAACAGUAGGAUGGAUCCUCAACCCUGGCUGACACACCGCGUCAAAUAA